This is a messenger RNA of Serpula lacrymans var. lacrymans S7.9, 366 nucleotides long. RefSeq lists its product as uncharacterized. The transcript is spliced from 2 exons. NCBI's taxonomy places the organism in Eukaryota, Fungi, Basidiomycota, Agaricomycetes, Boletales, Serpulaceae. Bases 1 to 366 code for a protein of 121 amino acids. The record is from RefSeq and is a predicted model, not a curated record. Gene Ontology annotation, molecular function: nucleic acid binding; zinc ion binding.
AUGCACCAAGGUGGCGGGUCCACCAAACAAAACAACAUACCCCAGAGGCGCCCUGGGUCAUCAAACCAACAUCAUAAUCACUCUCACGGGUUCAAGCCGUUCGGGCUGCAGCCAGGACAGGGUGCUCCCAUGGAUAUCGGCGCGGUCCAAGGCGGACAAAUGCGCAGAUUCAAGGGCAACUGUUACAACUGCGGCCAAGAGGGACACAUGUCCCGAGACUGGCGCCAGGCACGCCAACUAGAAAUCGAAAAGCCGGACGAUCGGCUCAACUCUUUGGCUGGCCGUUCUUACGACGAAAUCCGGGCCUUCUUCUAUGACCAACAGGUCAACGAAAUGAAGGCUCAGGGAAAAGAAUUCGGGGCUUAG